CCACAAAGCGCCCAUCUGACGCGUGCGUGUGCUGCAUACGCGUACGCUCAUUCACCACCACCACAAUCUACUUCCUCGUCGACUGUUACAAUACUCAUUAUGGCGUCGGCGUCGGUAUACCGUGGAGCUGGCUUUGACUUUUCAAACACUGUACGAAACAACUUCCUUGAGCAGCGGGGUGUUCCACUCCCCAAAGCUACCAGUACAGGAACAACGAUCGUCGGCUGUUUGUUCAAGGACGGAAUAGUGCUCGGUGCGGAUACGCGUGCGACAGAGGGCCCCAUUGUCGCAGACAAAAACUGCGAGAAGAUUCAUUACAUCUCAGACAACAUUCGAUGCUGUGGUGCAGGAACAGCAGCGGAUACUGAGUUCACAACUGCACUCAUCGCCUCGAAUAUGGAGAUGCACGCACUAUCGACCGGCCGGAAGCCGCGGGUAGUGACUGCUAUGACCAUGCUUAAGCAGAUGCUCUACCGGUACCAAGGGCACAUCGGUGCUGCACUCGUCCUAGGUGGCGUGGACAUCAACGGUCCCCAUCUGUUCACCAUCCACCCGCACGGCUCGACAGACAAGCUGCCCUAUGUGACGAUGGGCUCGGGCAGCCUUGCCGCGAUGGCUGUCUUUGAAGCGGGAUGGAAGCCCAACAUGGAGCGGCAAGAAGCGCUCGAUCUCGUCACUGCUGCUAUUUCGGCGGGUAUCUUCAAUGACCUCGGCUCGGGUUCAAAUGUCGACGCGUGCGUGAUCACCGCGGAGAGAACUGAAAUGCUCCGCAAUUUCGUGAAGCCUAACGAGCGCGUCGAGAAGGAGCGUCACUACGUCUUCCGCCGCGGUACUACCGCUAUCAAGUCCGAGACGGUGCGCAGUCUCCUCGUCGAGGAGACCGUGACGCAUACGGGCGAGGCAAUGGACACCAGCUAGAUAACAAGAGCACGAUCGGACAUGUACAUUAAUCUUCGUUUGUAUGCAAGCACGGCUUCAGGCGUACGUGCCCUGCCACAAGUUGCAACUUACGCGGACCUGA
Messenger RNA from Phanerochaete carnosa HHB-10118-sp, 1021 nucleotides. RefSeq lists its product as uncharacterized. Gene Ontology annotation, cellular component: proteasome core complex. Gene Ontology annotation, molecular function: threonine-type endopeptidase activity. Lineage: Eukaryota; Fungi; Basidiomycota; Agaricomycetes; Polyporales; Phanerochaetaceae. The record is from RefSeq and is a predicted model, not a curated record. The transcript has 4 exons. The coding region runs from base 100 to 918 and encodes 272 amino acids.